Molecule: messenger RNA, 3446 nt
Organism: Pieris rapae (cabbage white)
Lineage: Eukaryota; Metazoa; Arthropoda; Insecta; Lepidoptera; Pieridae
Gene: Sms
Product: spermine synthase
Exons: 7
Coding region: 220-1323 (367 amino acids)
Biological process (GO): spermine biosynthetic process
Molecular function (GO): spermine synthase activity
Source: RefSeq, a predicted model, not a curated record
UUUUUUUACCUUCCCUUAGCGGUAUCUACCAUAGACGUGAAUUACUUAAUACAGCGAAGUCGAAUAUUGAAAUCGAAAUUUUAUGGUAACCCUAGCAUUUUCAAUUUUAAAUAAAUUUCAUUCAAAUUUCAAAUUCAUUCAUUUUUCAAUUUUGUCUUUACAAAAUCGCCGGUGCUACAGUUUACGUACCAAAUAAUUAAUCUAUUUAAUAUAAAAACAAUGUCCGUGCAAAGUGUGUUGAUAGAUUUUUCCUUAGAUUCGGCUCGUUUGGCUGAUGAAAGUGGUCAAAAAUCUGUAUUUGAACAGUUGCAAACAACGCUGAAAGAGUACCUUCCUAAUCUUUUAUUAGCCGCUGAAAUUAGUCUAGAUGGUGGAUCCCUGAAAAUUUUAACUGGAAUGAAAGGUGUUACAGUCUCUAUAAGACUGUUUGACCGAGGUCUGGUUACUAUAAAUGUUGAAUAUUAUAAAGACGACAGCGAAGAUCCAUUAAUCACUUUCAAGUCAGCAAAAGAAUUGGAAAGUAAGCUGAAAAAACAUAUCAAAGUAUUGAAGUCACAGGCGUUACCACCAUUAAAAAGAUGCCUAUUCGGUAGAUAUCUGCCAUCAUCAGAUGAAAGGCUACUUGAGUAUGAUAUUGAUGCAACUCUAUUUGAUGAGGUGUCGCCUUUCCAAAGGGUGCAAAUUGUGCACUCAAAGAUACUUGGCAAUAUGUUGGUGCUAGAUGAUCUACAGAAUAUUUCAGAAGCGGAUCUCGUUUACACAGAAACAUUAAUGCAAAGAGGCAAAGAAAGCUACGAGGGAAAAGAGAUCGUUAUUCUCGGUGGUGGUGAUGGUGCUCUGCUAUACGAACUGCUGAAGGAGAAUCCUCGCUAUGUCUGGAUGCUGGAAAUUGAUGAGAUGGUGAUGAAGGCCUGCAACAAGCACCUUAAUUCCAUCUGCGGAGAUGUUCUGGAGCGGCGGAAGGGGUCUAACUAUGAGAUAAUAGUCGAAGAUUGUAUGUUAACUGUAAAGAAAUUUAUAAUGGAGAACAAGAAAGUGGACUACAUUUUCGGCGAUCUUACGGACAUACCGAUCUCUGACGCGCCUUGCGGGGAACUUUGGGAGUUUAUGAUCAACAUCUUGAACUCGGCCUUUAAAAUAUUGAAGCCAACUGGAAAGUUUAUGACUCACGGUAAUGGGGCCACAUCUUCAGAUUCCUUGGAGAUGUAUGAACAAGUGCUGAUGAAAAUGAAGCCAUCCGUCACAUUCUCCAAGACUAAAGCCUUUGUGCCUUCGUUCUAUGAGGACUGGAUAUUCUACCAGAUAGGAUUCACCCAAGAAUAACACGUAAUAUGGAAUUGUAAAUGUGGAAUUGUGUAUUAACUAGCUAGCGGGUACUUACUAAAAAAGGGUAGACGAAAAAUUUUGAGAAAUCGUAUUCCCGGUUCGAAUUUUGAAUAUUCAUGUAUUAAAAUAUUGAAUUUAAAAACAAUUUCACAUUUAUAACAUAUUGAUUAGUAACAAAACACAUCUCAUACAAAGAAGGGUUCCUAUAUACAACGGUUCGUAGCUGAAUCGUUCCUAUUAUCCCUUAAUUUUUUAAUAAACCAUCACGUUUUGUACCAAUAUUAGUUUAAGACUUCACGUUUGCCUCGACCAAAUAGUUUUGAUACAUUUUACCUUAGGUUAUAAAAAUACUGUUUGUUAGGGUUUUAUAAUGCUAUUACCAAACUUUCACUAGAAGCUAUAAAUUGGGUAAAACUGUAGCAGAUAUACUGCUAGUCAUAAUUAUAGAGAAAUAGAUAGUCUAUAACUGUCGGAUUAUAAACUAAUUUAAAAAACGUAGACGUCUUUAUCAGCGACGGCUUGAAACCCUUUAAUUAUAAAUAUCUAUCAGCGGUAUGGCAGCAGUAUUAACUUAGUUAUAAAAUAACUUAAGGAAACCUGUACCUUUGAGGAUUUUUUUCUAAGUAUUACUAUUAUAUAACUAAUCUCAUAUGUCAAAAAUCUGACAUACGGGUGUCGUUGUUUGACGUAAAUCUCGACUCACAAGUCUCGUGUCAGACGUCAUGUUUUAAUUUUCCAUGGUGUCAUUAAAUGUGAUAUCAUUUAAUUUCAAACAAUACUAAACAUCGGAGUUCUUAAUAUUAUUAUUUUUUUAACAAAAAAGUACUGGACUGAUCUCAAAAUUCUUCAACCAUAAGAAUUUUGCUAUUCAGAGGCUAUAUUUAUUUCGUAAAAGUUCAAUAACAUUGUCCACUCAUGCGAAGUUGGGAUUAGCGAAACAAACUAACAAAACACUACAAACUUACCUAAUUUAUAGCUUUACGUCAAUUACUAACUAAGUCACGGGCUUGAUUCUCGUUUUUUAGCAACGAUAAUUUGAGUUUAUAUAUGAUAUUGUAUAUAAUAAUGACAAGGUACAAAAUUCAGUAUUCGUGUUAGCCACCAUGAAGCUUCGUUUAAAUUGAUCGAAAAAAAGCGUUUUGAGCUUACAUUCAUUGAAUUUGAAUGGAAAAAGUGAUGCCUACAACGCGAGUUUUGACGUUUCCAUAUAUUUUAUAUAUCAUACUUGCUCUUAAAUAGAUCCAAAUAUAAUUUUCAACGCAGGAGGGAAAUAUAAUCGAAGUUAAAAAAUGAGAACCAUCGCUCAGUUUUCGGAGUAUUAUUAAGUGCAAAUAGCUAUUUAAUGGCUUGUUUCCUAACAGUAUUUUAAAUACAAGUCAAAUGAGAUCUUAAUUUAGUAUUAGCAUUGUCGACAUCACACUUUUAGUCAUUUCGUAUUAAAAAAACUAAACUAAAGAAUUUAUUCAAACUAUCGGGAAACCGAUACAGACUAUAAUUUAUAAAAUUUAGUCUAUGAUUUAUGUAUCCAAAAUUUAUUCAAACCUUAAUUAUUCGUGUUUAAUACGGAGGUUAAAAUAUUUAAAUGAAUGCCAUAUUAGGUUGAUUUGAUAAAUACAAACACAAUAACUUUUGAAUGUUAGGAUUAAGAUUAAAAAACGAUGGCGCCAACUGUGACUAGCAUAUGUCACUUAGCGCUAAGUCCCGUUUCUGAAUUUCUUAAACUUGAUAAAACCACUGUAACAUACUUUAAAAAUAUGUAUAGCAUAGUUUUGUGUUCGAUUACCUAAGAUAUAAUCCUAAUAUUCAGAGUAGACUUGGCGUUAAGUUCGACAGUACUUCGCGAUUACUUGACCCUUAGUAAAAUAAGUUCCACUUUAACUUUCCAAUAGUGUUAUCCAAUUGAAUCAUAUUUUAAAUAAAGACUGUUGACAGUCAUUGGUCAAAAAAUAAAAGAUAAGUUAUGACUUGACACAAAACGUUUUUCUUGUCCAGAAAUAUCACAUUGGAAAUAUUAUUGGAAAGUUCAGCGGAAGUUCCUUCAUGCCGAUACUGCCAUUAAACCAGCUGUGCUCCAUUGUAAUUUGUUGUUAAUACAUGUUAUUAUAAUUAUAUCAUCCAAA